AUGGGGGGCCCAGAAGAAAAGGUCAGCUCGCCUGGCAUGACUUCCCCAGAUGGCCAUAUGACUAUGCCAGGACAAAUGGGUAUGUCUGGACAUAUGGCCAUGCCUGGAGAUGUGGCCAAUGGCCCUGCCCCCCAUAUGGGCAACCCAAUGGGGAUGACCAACAACUCUGCAGGAGUAUCAACUGCAAACGAUGAAGCAAACCCCUCAGACCAAAUGAACAACGCAAUGGGUAGCGCCACAGGAGGACAAGUUCCACCCCCUGAAAAGGCAGGGGAGGUACACUUUGAAGGAGUCGACAAAGUUAAUGAAAACCAAAACAAAGGAGAAACAGGAAAUAUGAAACGAGAAAUAAAAAUGGAAAAUGAUAAAAUGAGCAUAAAAUAUAAUGAAGACGUGUCCAAGGGGUUUCUUUCACCACCUGUGUUUCACUUAACAGAAAUUAUGCACAAUGAGAGAUGCUUCAAAAGAACAAAAGGUCACAUGACAGUGGAAAUAAAUGGAGACAUUUGCAUAUACGGAGGAAUGGUACAGAAUAAAUGUGUUAACAAUUUUAUACGGUAUGUGCCUGGCAUCAAUUUAUUUGAAAAAAUCAGAUUAAAUUCGGAAGACAUUACUCCUCGAGCAUUUCACUCGGGCAAUGUUAUUUCGGAAGAUAACAAAAAGAGUAUUGUCGUCUUUGGAGGAAUAAAUGAAAAUGAAGAAAUACUUGAUGAAACAUUUAAAUUUGAUUUCCAAGCAAAGAAAUGGGAACGAAUGGAGAGCGCUACAAAACCAAGCGCUAGAUAUAAACACGCUUCCUUCAAUUUUAAUGAUGCCAUAUUCGUUCAUGGUGGGCUGAAUGCAAACAACGUUGCUCUGUCCGACUUGUGGUGCCUUUCUGGGGGCGCUUGGAAGGAAAUUAAUCAGCUGGAUAAGAUUCCCGAAGCUAGAUAUGGACACAGUUUAAUCUUUUCCUUGUACGGAAAUGCGAAACUUGUGUUUCUCUUUGGAGGAAAUAGGAAAAGCUUCCAUGGCGCUCUCGCGGACACGUGGAUUUUCAACCUCAACACGUUUAAGUGGAAGGAAAUCACCAACACCACGGGGCCCAAGCCCUGCGCACGAUGGGCGCACUCCGCGCAACUCUUCGACAACGAGUGGAUGAUCGUAUACGGAGGAAUCACGAACGGGUGGAUCGACAACUACGCUCUGUCAGACAUGUACGCUCUGAACAUUUACACCUUCUCCUGGUUCGAAGUUGAUAUCAGCACGUCGAAAAGCUUCAACAGGGGGUACUACGGAUCGCUAUGUUUAGUGCAUUAUAAAAAGUCGCUACACGUUUUUGGAGGGUCAGACGAGACGAACGAAUUCUCCGACGCUUUCAGCAUGUCCCCCUUAGUUACGUACGUGUCGUACAAAACCUUGACGGGGAAAAUCGAGCAGCUCAACACAAAAAUGAAAAACAUCAACGAAAAUUCAAAUGACAGUGAGCACGUGAAUUUAGCCGAAUUUGAGUUAAAAAUAGCUGAGUUGAAGGAGGACGUGAACAACAUAAACAACAUGAUGAAGACCUUCGAGAUGAAGUUUUCCGCACUUGAGAAACUGAACGAGCAGUGCGAAAAGCUGCUCUCCAAAAACAUGAACGCGGAAGCUUUGGAAAAAUUAGAACAGCGCAUUCGAAAGCUGGAAUCGUCCAACGUGCUGAUGAAGCAUGACAGUAUAUAG
This is a messenger RNA of Plasmodium vivax (malaria parasite P. vivax), 1701 nucleotides long. RefSeq names its product kelch domain-containing protein. The transcript has 4 exons. Bases 1 to 1701 code for a protein of 566 amino acids. The record is from RefSeq and is a predicted model, not a curated record. NCBI's taxonomy places the organism in Eukaryota, Apicomplexa, Aconoidasida, Haemosporida, Plasmodiidae. Gene Ontology annotation, molecular function: protein binding.